GUAAUAUCAAGUCCUAGGCAUGACCUUGAUACGAGUUUACGCAAAGUAUUUUAGACCAGGAGAUCUGACGAGCUGAUUGUUUGGCGCCGAUUACAAUCGUUGUGUACUACUGAUGACUGUCUAUAUGUUCCAGUUUUUUAGCAAUGCUUUGGAUACACAGAAUGAGGAACUAAAGUUGUUACAUAAUAAAGUAACGGAACUAGAAAGAGUAAACAAUGAAGUACUUGAUUUUGUUCACAAGAAUGGAAGAUUGCCAGAAAUUAUAACUGACCGAGAAAACCUUGAAUUAGCUUCUGACCAGGAUGAUAUAAGUGUUUAUCGUGGAUCAGGAAGCAAUCAUGGUGGUAAACAUCGACAGCUUGAGACUGUAACUAGGAGGUCGCCUAAUUCGUCAGUACUAACUGGUGUGAUUUCAAAAGACACGGAAGAAUUAAGCAGAGAAUUGAUGUCAUUGGGUUUUGAAUCAUCAAAAUGCAAUCAUAUCGUUGAUCAUGUUCAGGAAAAUAUGGACAAUUUAGUAAGCACGGAUACUACUGCUUAUGAACCGCAGUUAGAUUUCGACAAGAAAACAACUUGUUUGACUCCACAACGUGGCAUUAGUUCUCCUAUUUCUGAGAUAAUAGACCUAACUGAUCAUAAUGCAUCGCCAACGAAUCCUGAAUGCUCCGGUGAUGAUUCUAAUAAAUCUCAAAAUUACGGUCAACCUCAAUAUUCUUUUCCUCCCACUCUUAGUACAGUGACAUAUGAACUUCGCCGCCGGGAAUUAUUACGUGCUAAUCAACGUAUUGUUUCAAAUUCAUCAUAUUCUUUAAACGAUUCAAUUGAAAGUCUUACCGAUCAUAUUAGCUAUUAUCAAAGCAUACCAUCAUCAUUAUCUGUACAGUUACCAUCAUCUGAAUGUCAAGCGAUUUGUAUUCCAUGUAAUAAUCAUUCCUUACAUUACUCCAAUUCAAAUUCUAAUCCCACAAUGUCUCUAACAGACUCAGUAUUACAUUAUUGUGUUUCUGAAAAAUCUAACACCGAUGAAACCAAUCCAAACGAUUAUUCAUUAUCUUGUCCAUGUGGAAAUCCUCAAAGCUGUCCAUUGUCUGAACAGAAAAUUAAACGUUUGUGUAAAAAUCCUUGUAUUAUUCAUGGUUUCACAAUUCUUUCCGCUGUAUUUCGUGGUCGACUUAUUAGACAACUAUUAGCUACACCCAAAGUUCAUGAUUUAAUACGUUCUGUAAAAGAUAUUGCUAAAUUAAUUUUAUCAAUCAAAUUAGAAAAUCAAUUAAUAUCAAUGAAUAAAUUAAAUAAACAAUUAUGUAAUAAAAAAUUAUUUUUUGAAUUAAAUUUAUUAAUAAAACUUUAUAAUAUACUUAAUGAAAUUCAUGAAAUAUUUUUUAUAUGGUCAUUAAAACAACAAAUUUCAUUAAUAUCUAUAUCAUCUAAUGUAAUUACUAAGAUUAAUAAUUGUUCAAUGAAUCCAAUAUCAAACAAUUCAUUACGUAUCCUUCGACAGUUACAACCUCAUCAAGUCAAUUCCUUACCUAAAAAUAAACAGAUCAGUAACAACGUUAUUGGCGAAGAAAAAAAAUUAAAUAAUUCUAUUAUUCCAAAUAAACAAAUUAAUUUCCCGGCUAAAAAUCAAUUCAUUCAAAAUGAAAAUAAAUUUCAAAUAAAAAAUAAUUCAAAAUUUAAAACAACAAUUUUAUCCAAUCAAAUUCAUGAUCAAUAUAAACAAAAAAAAUUUUAUAAACAACAAUUAAAUAUUAAUAAUCAAUAUUUUAUUAAAUCAAUUUCAACUAAUAAUAAUAAUAAUAAAUUAUUGAAUUCCAAUAAUCGAUCAAUUAAUAAAGUGAAUAAUUUUUCAUCAAAAUUAAUUAAACCAAAAAUUAUUCGACAUUUUAGUAAUAAAGUUGAUCUGAUCCGUAAUAAUAAUACAUCAGUAGUUGAUUCAUUGAAUGAUGAUCGUAAUAAGAAGAAUCAUUCAUUGAAUAUGGUUAAUUGUAAAUUGGAGGCAAAUUCAAAAAAUGAUCAACAUACUUCCACAUUAAAAAGUACCAAUGUCUGUACUGAUAUAAAUAACUUUCGAAACAUCAAAACAACUCAUACUGACAAAUGCCUGGAAACUGUUGUUGAAGAGAAAAGACUGUCAACUUCAUCAAAACAAGUCAAUAGUUCAACGUUAUCACAGUGUGAAACUAGUUUACAUGCUCCAUUAAUUAAUAAUAAUACAUCAAUUCAAAGAUGUUUUCCUGUGAAACGUCGUAUUCUAUCUAGAAAACUUCAAAAUGAUUAUUCAAAUACUUCUGUUCAUAUUAAUACUCAAAAUAAUAAUGUAUCAUUUUGGAUACAAGAUAAUCAAUCAAUCAAUAAUACUUUACAUUCUAAUGAUAAUAACAAUGAAAUUGAACAUGAUUGUAAAAUGUCAAAUUCUGAAUUACGUGCAACAUGGACUUUAGAUUCAAAGAUCUAUCCUUCUCUUACCAUAGAUACUACUAAUUUGACUAAUUAAUAGACUAUAAUCAUCAUGUGUAAGAGAUUGAUAUUACAGUUUUUUUUUUUGUAAUAUGAUAUUGUUAAUGAAUGAUUGUCAUCAUAAGUGUUCAUUUGUUUAUAUCAAUUUCAUUUUUUCUCACAAACUUGAAUUUCUAUUCUGAUACCGGUCUACUUUUUGGAACGUUAGUUAUUCACAUGUGUCUACUGAUGGAUAACAAAUGUUCAAUUUAACUUUUAAUUUAGUUUAUAUGAUUUAUACUUUAAACAAUUCUUUUUCUAAAAUACAUUUUUGCAUACAUCUUUUCUUUGAAUUAUUGAUAAUGUAAAUCAUUUACCAACAAUUACAUGCGUAUGUGUUUAGCUCUGAAUGUUAAGGCUUGUAACAUUACUUGAUUUUUCAGACGAAAUGAUAGGUUAAAACCUAAGACCCGAUAGUUCAGCUGAAUACUUUAACUACAAAGUCACCAUUUCACCCGAAUCUCGCGAGGCGGGAUCGUCGAUGCUCACUGUUGAAGAGUCCCACGAUAGGACGAAACGGCCUUCCAGUG
This is a messenger RNA of Schistosoma rodhaini, 3029 nucleotides long. The record is from the annotation of a GenBank genome assembly. NCBI's taxonomy places the organism in Eukaryota, Metazoa, Platyhelminthes, Trematoda, Strigeidida, Schistosomatidae.